AUGGCUUCGGAGGAGGCUAGCUCCAUAGUUGUCGUUGGUUCUCCAACCAUGAGAUCAAUCUCACCUCCAUAUCGUGACCGUCAGAGGUUUGAUGCGCUUGUCUUUCGUUUUAGCAGUGGGAUCCUUCUCCUUGACAUCAUCGAUGGUGAAGUUUUCUUCCACUGA
Messenger RNA from Arabis nemorensis, 165 nucleotides. Lineage: Eukaryota; Viridiplantae; Streptophyta; Magnoliopsida; Brassicales; Brassicaceae. The record is from the annotation of a GenBank genome assembly.